This is a messenger RNA of Symsagittifera roscoffensis, 902 nucleotides long. RefSeq lists its product as uncharacterized. Gene Ontology annotation, cellular component: nucleus; SOSS complex. Gene Ontology annotation, biological process: DNA repair. Lineage: Eukaryota; Metazoa; Xenacoelomorpha; Acoela; Convolutidae. The record is from RefSeq and is a predicted model, not a curated record. Bases 41 to 742 code for a protein of 233 amino acids. The transcript has 2 exons.
AAAAAUGAUUCAAGUGGCUGGCUUAUUUCAGUGAAAUAAAAUGCCUUCUGACGAAGAGCUGAAAGCGAAAAGGCUCUCCAUGAUUGCAAAAGUUCGGAAACAGAAGUCAGAUUUGGAACAGCUGGUUAAAGUCACACCCGCAGUAUCAUCAACAGUUGCCGGGGAAUCGGCGGGGAGCGAUGUUAUCCCUAUGUCGUCAUCAUCGGCGCCUAAUCCUCCCACAAGCGCACCCGUGUUGAGCUGGUUCAUGAACAACUCCAGCUCUGACAAGAUCAGUUGUAGGGAUCCUAGACGCGCAGCUAGUGCCAGUGGUGUUGCCGGUACCAGAUAUCUUCCCCCAUCUUCACACCUACCGUCAAUUGCUGCUGCUAGUGAUGCUUCUGCUGCUGCCCUUUCAAAGACGACUUCUUGUAGCUCGUCUACUCCUACCCCCCAACGAUCAAGGAGUCAUACAGUCAUCUCGUCUGCCGGCAUUCCUCCACCACCCCCUCCUACCUCUCUAGACCAGACCAGUACUCUUUUGGUUUCACAGCAAGUGCAGAAUACUGGAGCUAACAACCAGCAUCAGCAGCCAGUGCGCUCUUUGGUGGAGCAGCAGCAGGCGGCAUGGAAUCACGCAAAUUUGAUAUCUGACUGUUUCUUUGUCACUCAGAACUCUGCCUAUGGGAACUUAAUCAUUCCCGUUGUUCCCCGAAUCAAAACAGAGCAGCUGACACCACACACAGAAUUUUCAGCUCUUUAGUUGUUGUUCUGUCGCUGAAGUUUGUCGGUUGAUGUGCAAGUAGCCCAGAAAGUGCUGAGGAAGUGCCAAAUCAGCCUUCAAAAUAUUGUUUUACUCAGCUGAAAUUUUAAUAUUCAAAUUUCGAAAAGUAAAUAUAGCCUAAUAAACAGAUUUUCGCUUU